CCAGGCUCCGUGCAGUAUUAUCAAAGAAUGAGGUUGGGCCCCCAUGGUGUGUUCUGUGUUCCUGGCCUACCAUAAUGCUGUCGUCUCCUGAUCAAAUCACAGCCCAGAGCUUCUAUAGCCAAGAGACUUAAAUUGGGGGUGUAGCAGUUUGCAGCCACUGUAGCAGCAUCCAUUUAGUCUUUAGGCAGAAGAUAAAAUGUGUAAUCUCUGCAGAAAUUAUGAUAGCUUUUAGAGCUUGAAAUAGCCUUAGACAGCUCCCUGUGACUAUUAAUUUGAACUGAGGCAUAAGGCCUUGCCAAUAUCUGACUGCCAGGAACAGCACAGGGUAACUAUAUUUCUCUUCUGUGUUUUAGUUUGUAUUUCAAAACACAAGUUGUCAUUGUACCAUCAGCUUUUCUUCGUGUGUUUUUUACUAUACUCCUUUACCUUUGUAGUAGUAGUUAGGUGCUUGGUUCUAGAUACUUAGGCCAUUUGAUACUGUGAUAUUAAGAGAUAUUAGAAAAAAGGUCAUCAGCUCUUUUUCUGGGCUAUUCUGGGUGUUCUGUACUAUAUUUAUUUUGAAUUUAGCUUUUCUUAUGUUUAUUCCUCCCCCUUUCCUUGGCCGGUCAUCUUGCUUGGAAGAUUUUCGGCAGAACUGCGGUUGGAUAACUGUUUUGGUCAACAAAUAAGCAUUAUCUCAACCUUGGGAGAGACUUGAGAAGAUACAGGAUGGAACUCUCUGUUAAAGCACAGGACUUCCACUUCUAAUGCCUGGAACUUCUGGAGCAGGGAAGCUGGCUUCCAGUUCAUUGGUACCCGGGAGUUCUUUCCCGAUUGAGGAGAUCUAGGUUGGAAUUUGCCAUUGAAAUAUAAGAAAAUGAUGAGUGAUGCAAGUGACAUGUUGGCUGCAGCGUUGGAACAGAUGGACGGUAUUAUAGCAGGUUCUAAGGCCCUGGAAUAUUCUAAUGGGAUUUUUGAUUGCCAGUCUCCCACCUCCCCAUUCAUGGGAAGCUUGCGAGCACUGCACCUUGUGGAGGACCUGCGUGGAUUGUUGGAGAUGAUGGAAACAGAUGAGAAAGAAGGCUUGAGGUGCCAGAUUCCAGAUUCAACAGCAGAAACGCUGAUGGAAUGGCUUCAGAGCCAAAUGACAAAUGGACACCUACCUGGUAAUGGAGAUGUGUAUCAAGAAAGGCUAGCACGUUUAGAAAAUGAUAAAGAAUCCCUUGUUCUUCAGGUAAGUGUGUUAACAGACCAGGUAGAGGCUCAGGGAGAGAAGAUUCGAGACUUGGAGUUUUGUCUUGAAGAGCACAGAGAGAAGCUGAAUGCCACAGAAGAAAUGCUGCAGCAGGAGCUUUUGAGCAGGACAUCUUUAGAAACUCAGAAGUUGGACCUGAUGGCUGAAAUAUCUAACUUGAAGUUAAAACUUACUGCUGUAGAGAAGGACAGAUUGGAUUAUGAAGAUAAGUUCAGAGACACUGAGGGGCUCAUGCAGGAAAUCAAUGAUCUGAGGCUGAGAGUCAGCGAAAUGGACAGUGAAAGACUUCAGUAUGAAAAAAAGCUUAAAUCAACCAAAGAUGAAUUGGCAUCUCUGAAAGAACAACUGGCAGAGAAGGAAUCUGAAGUAAAAAGGCUCCAAGAAAAAUUGGUUUGCAAGAUGAAAGGAGAAGGGAUCGAAAUUCUUGAUAGAGAUGAAAAUUUUAAAAAGAAGCUGAAAGAAAAAAAUAUUGAAGUACAAAAAAUGAAAAAAGCUAUGGAGUCUUUGAUGGCAGCAAAUGAAGAAAAGGAUCGGAAAAUAGAAGAUCUUCGACAGUGCCUGAACAGGUACAAGAAAAUGCAAGACACAGCCGUACUGGCUCAAGGCAAAGAUGGUGAAUAUGAAGAUCUGCCCAAUUCUAGUUCCAUCUCCACUUUGUUGGAUGCUCAGAGCUUUAGUGAUCUGGAGAAAAGCCCAUCACCUACUCCAGUAAUGGGAUCUCCUAGUCAUGGCCCAUUUAAUGCAAGUGUUCCAGAAGAGUUCCACACCAGCAUCUUACAAGUUUCGAUCUCUUCAUUGCUGCCAGCAUCUAAAGCCUUGGAAACUUCUGAAAAAGCAAAAUUGCCUCCUAAACUAGAGACUUCAUUUGAAGAGAAUGAUGGAAAAAUAAUCCCUGGCACUGCUGUUGAACCCCAACUGUGUGACAGUUCUUUAACUUCAAGUCUACAAAAGUCCAGCAGCCUGGGCAAUCUAAAGAAGGAGACAUCAGAUGGGGAAAAAGAGUCUAUUCAGAAGCCAUCAGAGAAUAAAGCUCCAGGAGAAAGCAACACGUUAAGGAGCCUGCCUCCCAAAGCUCCAGGACAUGAUGCCUCCGUGGAUGAUAACCCAUUCGGCACUCGAAAAGCCAGAUCUUCCUUUGGCCGGGGCUUUUUUAAAAUAAAAAGUAACAAGAGGACGGCAAGUGCACCAAACUUGGAUCGUAAACGAAGUGCCAGUGCACCCACCUUAGCUGAAACAGAAAAGGAGACGACAGAGCACCUAGAUCUGGCUGGCAUAUCUUCUCAGCCAAAAGAUUCACAGGGCACCAGUCCCUUCCAGAUAUCUCCAGCAUCUCCAGAUUCCAAAAAGAAAUCCAGAGGUAUCAUGAAACUCUUUGGAAGACUUAGAAGAAGUCAGUCAACCACAUUCAAUCCAGAUGACAUGUCUGAACCUGAAUUUAAGAGAGGAGGCACAAGAGCAACUGCAGGGCCUCGGUUGGGUUGGUCUCGAGAUUUGGGACAAACUAACAGUGACUUGGAUAUGCCAUUUGCCAAAUGGACCAAGGAACAGGUUUGCAAUUGGCUCGUGGAACAGGGCUUGGGGUCCUACCUGAAUUCUGGCAAGCACUGGAUUGCAUCUGGUCAAACACUUUUGCAGGCUUCUCAGCAAGAUCUAGAGAAGGAACUUGGAAUCAAGCAUUCACUUCAUCGAAAGAAACUCCAGCUGGCACUACAAGCCUUGGGCUCUGAAGAAGAAACAAAUCAUGGAAAGCUGGAUUUCAACUGGGUCACUAGAUGGUUGGAUGAUAUUGGUCUACCCCAGUAUAAGACUCAGUUUGAUGAAGGACGGGUAGAUGGCCGAAUGCUGCAUUACAUGACUGUCGAUGACUUACUGUCUUUGAAGGUCGUGAGUGUGCUACACCAUCUUAGCAUCAAAAGGGCAAUCCAGGUCCUGAGGAUAAACAACUUUGAGCCAAAUUGUCUACGGAGACGGCCGUCUGAUGAGAAUAGCAUCGCCCCUUCUGAGGUUCAGCAGUGGACCAAUCAUCGUGUGAUGGAGUGGCUGCGCUCAGUGGACCUGGCAGAAUAUGCCCCCAAUCUAAGAGGGAGUGGUGUCCAUGGUGGGCUCAUGGUUCUAGAACCUCGUUUUAAUGUAGAAACAAUGGCUCAGCUAUUGAACAUCCCACCAAAUAAGACCUUGUUGCGAAGACAUUUGGCCACUCACUUCAACCUUCUGAUCGGUGCAGAGGCCCAACACCAGAAGCGUGAUGCCAUGGAAUUACCAGAUUAUGUCCUUCUAACAGCUACUGCCAAAGUGAAGCCAAAAAAACUAACCUUCAGCAAUUUUGGGAAUCUGAGAAAGAAGAAACAGGAAGAUGGGGAAGAGUAUGUUUGUCCAAUGGAACUGGGACAGACAUCAGGAAGUGCAUCUAAGAAAGGGUUUAAACCAGGGUUGGACAUGCGCCUGUAUGACGACGAUGAUUUGGACCGGUUAGAGCAGAUGGAAGAUUCAGAAGGGACAGUGAGACAGAUAGGCGCAUUCUCUGAAGGCAUCAACAAUCUAACACACAUGUUAAAGGAAGAUGACAUGUUUAAAGAUUUUGCUGCCCGUUCUCCUAGUGCCAGCAUUACAGAUGAAGACUCAAACGUUUGACCACAGCACCUGAUGAGCACUAGGAGUCCCUAGUCUUUUUUCUGUAUUAUUUCUCCAACACUCACAGUAUAUACGGCGAGCAACAGAUUGUAUAUCAUUUGUAGUUCCAAUUUCUCAUUUAGAAGUGGAAAUGGACAGCAGGGGGAACAGGCCUAUUCUAAAGCUGCCAUGAAAAAUGAGACACUGGUAAAUGAGAGUAUUACUCUAUUUAAUGUAAAAAUCUGUGAUAUAUUUAAAGUGUUGCAUUUAAGAUGAGUAUUUGACUGUAGCGUUUCCACUCACUUUCACAGUAUGGAGGAUUUUGGGAGCAGCAACCAGUAUGUGAAAUGAUUUUGUCCCAUCAGUAUUCACAGCAACCGUCUAAGCUGGACAUUAUGUGUGUGCUCUCAAAAUUUCCUUAAGCAUUCAGUGUACCCACCAAAUGCCAGCCACGCCUCCAUAUGCCUCUUGUCUUAUUUUUAUAUAUUUUUCUAAAUAUGUGUAUAUAUACAGUACAUAGAAAAUUGAACUUUUAUUUUGUGACAUAAGGAAGACAUUUCUGAUUUAGAAAACAAUAACACAAGUUCUUUAUGAUUCACAAACUCCCAUAAAUUCGUUUGGGUGGGGUAUACAGUAUAUAUGAACAGAUAGAAAUUUGAAAAAGAUCACAUUUUUCAUAUACCAGCUGGUUCCUGGAGAGGUCAAGAUGAUCUUUUUUUUCUCCACAACUGAAUUUUAACAAUGUUGAUCAUUUACACUAAAUCAGUGUAUAUAAAAUUCCCCUUCUUUGAUAACACACCUCAAAAUAGUUAAAUUUUUUUUUUUUUUUAAAAAUUUCAACCUUAAUCUUGAAUCCUUUUACCUCAUAAGGAAGAACUCCAGGGACAAUGAAAUACUAUUAAUUAAAAUGCAUUCAGAAGUCCCAAUAGAAUUGGUAGAAAUAAUUUCUAAAGAAAGCAAAAACAAAACAAAAAUCUUUGCAGUAUUAAGCUUAUUUUCCUUUUUGUUAAAUACAUUAUAUCAAAAUGCUAACAGCUGCCUCAAUAUGUUUUUAAUUGUAAAUUUCUCAGACUAUGAAUGAAUGGGGCUUUUAAAGGUGAAUAUUUGUCUGGAUAUUCUGUCUCAAUGUAAGUUUGCUGCAAAGUGGUUUUAUGGUGGCUAUUUUGUUAGGAUAAAAUAUAGCUUAUGUUUUUCCACAGCACGGGGCUGAAAUACUCUUUAUGAAGAACAUAAAAGGCUGUAGCAAAAACCGUUACUGUGUUUAUUAUUUUUAGAGAUAUUAGAACAAUAUUUUAUCUUUUAUUCAGUACUACAUGAUUACUCAUGGUAGCCAACCGUGGAAAUGACAGGUUUUCACAAAUUGGAGUGGGGCUGGGCAGUUCAAUAAAUGCUUGGUUAUAAAUUGCAUUUGAUUGUCAGUGGUAUGGUUCUUUUAAGUCGUCACCAGGUUACUAAUCUGUUUGGCAGAGAGCUCAUAAUACUAGAUUACUAUUUAUUCAUAACUAAAAUGAUUUGAUGUUAAUGACUAUUUGCUUCGAACCCUGCCACUCACUGCCUUGGAAGUAAGGCCUGGUGAUCUGCUUCAGAAAGGUCACAGCCUUGAAAACCCUAUGGAGUGCAGUUCUACUCACACAGAUGGGGUCGCCAUGAGUUGAAAUUGAUUCAGCAGUAACUAACAACCAACGGUAUUGGGAACUUACUGUAUUUGUAUUUUAUUUUAAUGUGAAUACUUGUCACAAUUUGAAAAAUGCAAUUUGUUAUCAGAACCUGGUAAAAAAUAUCAGGAGACUGUUAAUAGAUGCCAAAUAUUCUUUAUUCAGGACAAUGUAACAUAAUGAUAUGUGAUAAGGUUAAAAAGAUUCUGAUGAUAUAUUUUAUUUACAAAAUAUUAUACACUGCUGAUAUUAUUAUAUGGAAGGAAAUAAAAUCAACUGAAAAUUGCCUCA
Molecule: messenger RNA, 5790 nt
Organism: Loxodonta africana (African savanna elephant)
Lineage: Eukaryota; Metazoa; Chordata; Mammalia; Proboscidea; Elephantidae
Gene: PPFIBP1
Product: PPFIA binding protein 1
Exons: 29
Coding region: 857-3865 (1002 amino acids)
Biological process (GO): neuromuscular junction development
Cellular component (GO): presynaptic active zone
Molecular function (GO): protein binding
Source: RefSeq, a predicted model, not a curated record